AUGACGAAACGAAAACCGCCGGCAGUGUUGUCAAUUGAAAAAAAGUACGACAUCAUUAGGAUGAAAGAAACAGGUGCGAAUCGAAAAAUGAUACUAGAAAAGUACGAUAUUUCAGUAACCUGCCUGGGCAAUAUAUAUACAGGGUGCGAAGAGAUUAAAAGACUAUUCCAUAUUAAGACAUUGGAUAUUAACCGUUCCAGAAAACAUAUAAAACGGCUACUUGUAUCGGAUCUAGAAAGAAUUGUUUACCACUUGUACUUACGAUGUAGGCAAAACAAAAUACAAAUGACAGGAACAGAGAUACAGAAAAAAGCUCUGGAAAUUAAUGAAAAAUUAAAGGGAAGACCCGAUUUUAAAGCCAGUUUCCUUUGGUUGGAAAACUUUAAAUUUCGUCACCACAUGACUGAUGAUGAUGUCAAGAAAGAUCUUCCAAUUCAAAGUAUAGAUGGAAUGGAUGCCUUCAAAGAUCGUUUUAAUAAACUUCUGAAAGACGAGGGUUUCACAUUGGAGAACGUUUACAAUGUCGUUUACACAGCAAUAGUGUGGAAAGGAGUACCAGAAACAACUUCGAUUUUUAGCCGUACGAAAAAGACAGGAAACCAACAAAUAUUGGAAGAUCAUGUUACUGUGCUUUUUUGUGCAAAUGCUACCGGAUGUCACAAGUUGCCGGUACUAAUAAUCGGCAGCUUUGGGGAUACUCAAGGUUUAUACAAUUUGAAUACAAAUGUCCUUUCAACUAUCUACAGAGCAAACGCCAAUGCUUGGAUGAGCAGUAAUAUUUUCAGUGAGUGGUUUAGGAAAUAUUUCUUAGAAUCAGUUAUAAAAAGACAACAGAAGAGGGGGUACAGGGAGAAAACGUUGUUGUUACUAGAUAAUACUAUGUUGCUUCACGAUCUCAGCGAUCUAAAUAGAAAAGAUGAAUUCGUUAAAGUUAUAAGUAUUCCAUCUAACAUAUCACCACUCAGACAACCAAUGAAUUGUGGAAUAAUUGGAAGUUUCAAGCGAAAGUACCGAAAAGAAUUGGUGAAAACAUUAGCUUCAUUACCUCUCCACAAUACGGAGGAAGGUGUGAUAGACAUGCAUGAAAAAUUAGACAUGUGGGAUUGCUACAACAUUGUAGAUGAUGCUUGGUCUUAUAUCGAUGAUGUAAUAUUGAGAAAUGCGUGGGACACCCUUUUGAAGCGUGACGUCCUGUGGAGUGCGCAAUAUUCAAUAAAAAUGAAAUAUGACGCAGUUAAAACAGUUGAAUUUCUACAUAGCUUACCUGGAUGCGAACGGUGCGAUGAAGAAAGUGUGUUAAACUGGUUUGAAAGUGACGACAUUUCUGAGAUAGUUAUGAAGAUACAUACCAACGAAGUUAUUCGAGAUUUUGAAAACAAAACUAGGGGUCGAGUGAACACAAAUUUCGACGAUGAAGUUGGGCCUUCUUGUUCAAAAGUUCAAAAAAUUAGUUAA
Messenger RNA from Bombus pyrosoma, 1455 nucleotides. RefSeq names its product jerky protein homolog-like. The record is from RefSeq and is a predicted model, not a curated record. Gene Ontology annotation, cellular component: nucleus. The transcript has a single exon. The coding region runs from base 1 to 1455 and encodes 484 amino acids. NCBI's taxonomy places the organism in Eukaryota, Metazoa, Arthropoda, Insecta, Hymenoptera, Apidae. Gene Ontology annotation, molecular function: DNA binding.